Molecule: messenger RNA, 1512 nt
Organism: Impatiens glandulifera
Lineage: Eukaryota; Viridiplantae; Streptophyta; Magnoliopsida; Ericales; Balsaminaceae
Product: transcription elongation factor TFIIS
Exons: 3
Coding region: 182-1237 (351 amino acids)
Biological process (GO): DNA-templated transcription; transcription elongation by RNA polymerase II
Cellular component (GO): nucleus
Molecular function (GO): zinc ion binding; nucleic acid binding
Source: RefSeq, a predicted model, not a curated record
UGUCGCCGUUUUCAGGCAGCAACCCUUGUUCUUCUCGAGCGACCGUAUCCGCUCGGCGCUUACCCCAUCAGCGAUACGAAACUGUUCCUAUCUUAUCCUUCAUACUCGAUCAAGAAAGAGUCAAUUUUCAUUUCCAGAUUCUAUUUCUUCCCGAUUCCUCAAGCUUCGAUCCGAAGAAUCAAUGGAGCGAGACUUGUUAGAGUUUUUCGAAGCUGCGAAAAAAUCAGCAGAUGCCGCAGCUGCAGAAGAAGCUUCGUCCAAUGGACCUCAUGUCGAUAGAUGCCGCGAUGCGUUAAAGCAGCUCAAAGAAUUUCCUGUGUCCUAUGAUGUUCUUGUUGCAACCCAGGUGGCGAAAAAGCUUAGGCCUCUGACUAAACAUCCUAUAGAGGAAAUCCAAACAAGUGUCUCUUCUGUGCUUGAAGUUUGGAAGAAGAUAAUCAUCGACGAAACCAUGAGAAAGAAAAACAGCACCACCACCACCACCGGCGAAUCUACACAGCCAAAGAAGACAGUUGAAUCUACACAGCUAAAGAAAACCGUAGUUAAAGAAGUGAAUGUGAAGUCGCCAUCAGAUUCCAGUAAUUCAAGGAAACCCGCUGCGAUUAUUUCCCCAAAGGCUGAAAGACCGAACGUGAAAGCAGAGGAGAAACGCGAAGUUAGCAUGAAGAAACCGUUGCAUUCAAACGCUCCGCCGAAACUGACAUCAAUGAUCAAAUGCAACGAUCCGAUGCGCGACAAAAUGCGCGAACUCAUUCUCGAAGCUCUUGUGAAAGUCUCGAGCGAGGUCGAAGCCGACAGGAAGAACCAAGUGGACCAAAUCGAUCCGAUCCGCGUGUCUGUUAUGGUGGAAUCGGCUAUGUUUGAGAAAUUGGGUAAAUCGAAUGGAUCCCAGAAAGUGAAGUAUAGGUCUAUAAUGUUCAAUUUGAAGGAUCCAAAGAACCCGGAUUUGAGGAGGAAAGUUUUGCUGGGAGAAGUGAAACCGGAUAGGCUUAUCGAUAUGAGUCCCGAAGAAAUGGCUAGCGACGAGAGACAAAGGGAGACUAAGCAAAUAAAAGAUAAGGCCUUGUUCGAUUGCGAGCGUGGUCUUGCACAAGCUGCGAGUACGGAUCAGUUCAAGUGCGGGAGGUGCGGUCAGAGGAAGACGACUUAUUACCAAAUGCAAACAAGAAGUGCAGACGAGCCAAUGACGACUUACGUGACUUGUGUAAACUGCAAUAACCAUUGGAAGUUCUGCUAGUUGGAUUCAGAUUCAUAUCGACAUGGGUAUGUAUCCUUUUUUAUUUCUUAAUUGAGGGAUAUGUAUUAUGUCUUGUUGGAUUAGUGGGUUUGUUUAACAACCCUAGACUUUAUUUACUUACCAGAUUAAUGUAGGACUCCAUCCAGUGUUUGUUUGGUUCUAGUUUAGGUCAUCAUGUUGAGAUUCUCUCUUUCAUAUUUGUUUUAGCAUUUGAGAUACUUAUAUUGAUACUUUGAGUUUUAUUUGACAAUUGUUAUUUUCUUCUUUUUAGUAAA